This is a messenger RNA of Cucumis sativus (cucumber), 821 nucleotides long. RefSeq lists its product as hypothetical. The transcript has a single exon. The record is from RefSeq and is a predicted model, not a curated record. Bases 100 to 294 code for a protein of 64 amino acids. NCBI's taxonomy places the organism in Eukaryota, Viridiplantae, Streptophyta, Magnoliopsida, Cucurbitales, Cucurbitaceae.
CUUCUUCUUCUAUAAAUGGAACCCCCUAACACCCUCUUCGCUGCUACUCAAUAAAAUCAUAAACAACGCCCAAUCUCUCUUCUCUAUCUUUACCCUUCAAUGGCCAAUCAGCUCGGCAAUUUAGUGGAAUCCAUUAAAUCCAAGGUCAAAGCAUUGAAGAAAUCCAAGAAGCCAUAUAUCAAGAUGGACAAAAGCUCCAGCGUUAAAGUUGAGAUCCGUAGCCGAAAAGCUCGUUUCUUGAUCGAUAAAACCAUGAAAGUCGCCGAUCGUCCUGGCAAACGUACAAUUUCUUAGCCCAAACUCUCUCUCUCUCUCUCUCACUCACUCACUCACUCAGGUCUUUUCUCUCUCUCUCUCUAAUCUCAUCUUCGCCUUCUCAAAUCAAUUGCGUCCAAUCUUAGUUUUCCUUUCUUUUUUGUACCUUCCGAUUCUGUGUGAUACUCAGAUCAGAUCGGUUUAAAUAUUAUUUUGGUCUACUCUUAGCUUUGAUUCACUCUGUAAUUUCAAACAGUUCAUUUUGGUUAUUGUAAUUACUACUCCUUCCAAAAUUAUAAAAACCAAAAUGAAUAUUCUGAAAUAAUAUAGGAACAAAAAAAGAAAAGUGGUGUUUAAACCAUCUAGAUAUGGAACCGUUUCGGAAACUUGUAAUUAGUUAUUAUGAAUCACACAGUAUGAACUAUUACCAAUUUGUCUUUGUGUUCUAUCUUGGAAUCCGCUUACUUUCAUUGCCUGAUGGAUUGAUUUGAAAUGAAGUGAUGAGAUGUGUUUUGGGGAAGGAAAUUUGAAUGAAAUGAAGUGUGAGGAGUUUGUGAUUGGUGAAA